Messenger RNA from Symbiodinium necroappetens, 1402 nucleotides. The record is from the annotation of a GenBank genome assembly. NCBI's taxonomy places the organism in Eukaryota, Dinophyceae, Suessiales, Symbiodiniaceae.
AUGUCUGGGGGGAGCUUAUCUCCCAUUGCAGCCUUUCCGGUGACCGGCUAUGGGCAGCCUCGAUUCAGCUUAUCCCAGCCGCAAACUGCCCCAAAGCGCCUCAAGCACCUGGUUCCAGUCUGCCCGUACGUCUGUCUCGGCCGAGUCACUUGCAGAAGCGGGCUGCCCCUGCGGGUCAGAGUGCAACCAAGAUGCCGAACAUCUUGGAAGUCGAUGUCACGGCUGUUGGCCGUUGUUCUUCCUUUCUCCACGCUGCUUUUUGGUCGGUACGCUUGGGCACGCGGUCUUUCGAGAGCAGGGGGGACAAAGGCUGGCAUCGUGGCUGCGAAAUUGAGCACGACUCAGCUGCUGUUGGCUUCUGGAAUAGUCGGCGCCACCGGGAGCUUGACUCUCUGGCUGCGCGGUUUGAGCGAUCUUGCCGAAGCUAUGCUGUGGAGCUGCCUUCGCUGUGCUCUGCAGCUCUACCUGCUCGGGGGGCUGAUCUUGAACUGGCUCUUCGGCACGCGCCACCCGGGCAUCGUCCUCGCCUGGGUGCUGGGCGUGGGCCUGCUGGCGGCGCAGCAGGCCCUGUCGCGGCUGGAGUACACCUACGAUGGCCUCUCGCGGCACCUUCUCGUCUCCAUCCUCUCCGGCGUGCUCUCCGUGCAGGGCGUCGCCAUGGUUUUGGGCCUCUUUGGGCGGCCAAACCCCUGGUGGCAGCCCCACACCGUCGUGCCCGUCUCCGGGAUGCUCUUUGGCAACGCGACCUCCGCGGCCGCGCUGGCGGUGACGGGGCUGCUGCGGGGCUUUGCUGAGCAGAGAUCAGCACUGGAGCUGCGGCUGGCCCGCGGCGCGACGGCCACGGAGGCCCUGAAGCCACUUAUCCGGAGUAGCCUCUCGGAUGCUCUGACGCCCACCAUCAACACGCUGGCGGUCACGGGCGUGGUGCACCUGCCUGGGAUGAUGACUGGGCAGAUCCUGGCAGGUCAGAGCCCGCAGCAGGCGGCAGCGUACCAGACCCUGAUCCUCUUCCUCAUCGCUUCAACGACCUGCAUCGUGGUGCAGCUGGUCACGGCCCUGGUGUCUGGCAGCCUCAUGGACUUCAAGAACGCGCGGCUCCUCCAGAAGUUGCGGCCGAGGGCGAAGCCAAAGAACGAAGCUUCGCGCAAGGACAAACUCAUCCAAUCUGGGACUAGCGCCCUGGCAAUGAAGAUCUUCGCCGACUGGUUCCACAUGCCCAGCGAGGCUUCGGAGCAGUCCCACAGCUUCCAGACGCCUUCGAUCAAGACGGUUGAGGGCCGGAAGGCUCAGCUGACGCAAGAGGGCGCCGCUCAAGCAGAAGCCGUGCUGUCAGUUGAAGGGCUGCGAGUGCCGCGAGCACGCCAGGAGAUUUCUUUUGUGCUGCACUCGGGUGAGCGGGUGG